Messenger RNA from Numida meleagris (helmeted guineafowl), 1333 nucleotides. RefSeq names its product Wnt family member 4 (gene WNT4). The record is from RefSeq and is a predicted model, not a curated record. Bases 79 to 1134 code for a protein of 351 amino acids. Lineage: Eukaryota; Metazoa; Chordata; Aves; Galliformes; Numididae. Gene Ontology annotation, biological process: neuron differentiation; multicellular organism development; canonical Wnt signaling pathway. Gene Ontology annotation, cellular component: extracellular region. Gene Ontology annotation, molecular function: frizzled binding; cytokine activity. The transcript has 5 exons.
CCGCACCGCACCGCACCGCACCGCACCGCACCGCUCCGCUCCGCUCCGCUCCGCUCCAUUCCCCGCCUGCCCUCCAGGAUGAGCCCGGAGUAUUUCCUGCGCUCCUUGCUGCUCAUCAUCCUUGCCACCUUCUCGGCCAACGCCAGCAACUGGCUGUACCUGGCGAAGCUGUCUUCAGUGGGGAGCAUCUCUGAGGAGGAGACCUGCGAGAAGCUGAAGGGCUUGAUCCAGCGCCAGGUGCAGAUGUGCAAGCGGAACCUGGAGGUGAUGGACUCGGUGCGGCGCGGGGCCCAGCUGGCCAUCGAGGAGUGCCAGUACCAAUUCCGCAACCGCCGCUGGAACUGCUCCACGCUGGACACCCUGCCUGUCUUUGGCAAGGUGGUGACACAAGGGACGCGGGAGGCAGCGUUCGUCUACGCCAUCUCUUCGGCAGGGGUGGCCUUCGCCGUGACCCGAGCGUGCAGCAGCGGCGAGUUGGACAAGUGUGGAUGCGACCGCACGGUGCAAGGCGGCAGCCCGCAGGGCUUCCAGUGGUCCGGCUGCUCUGAUAACAUCGCCUACGGCGUGGCCUUCUCACAGUCCUUUGUCGAUGUCCGGGAGAGGAGCAAAGGGGCCUCUUCCAACAGAGCACUGAUGAACCUCCACAACAACGAGGCGGGGCGGAAGGCGAUCCUGAACAACAUGCGGGUGGAGUGCAAGUGUCACGGCGUGUCAGGCUCCUGUGAGUUCAAGACGUGCUGGAAAGCCAUGCCCCCCUUCCGCAAAGUGGGCAACGUGCUGAAGGAGAAAUUCGACGGCGCCACCGAGGUCGAGCAGAGCGAGAUCGGCUCCACCAAAGUGCUGGUGCCGAAAAACUCCCAGUUCAAACCACACACGGACGAGGACCUCGUCUACCUGGACUCCAGUCCUGACUUCUGUGACCACGACCUCAAGAACGGGGUGCUGGGUACCAGUGGCCGGCAGUGCAACAAGACCUCCAAGGCCAUCGACGGCUGCGAGCUCAUGUGCUGCGGUCGGGGCUUCCAUACGGACGAAGUGGAGGUGGUGGAAAGGUGCAGCUGCAAAUUCCACUGGUGCUGCUCCGUCAAGUGCAAACCCUGCCAUCGGGUGGUGGAAAUCCACACGUGCCGGUGAUGCACGGAGGGGAGCAGCCGUCCCUUCCCCUCUCUAACUGACCCUGCUUCUCUCUUGCCCCGCGGCCAGGACUGAGGAAGUGACCCAGACACUGCGGGGAGAGCACAGCUCUAUACAGAGACAGAGCCCCAGAGGAAAACAGAUUUUAAAAGAAAGAAAAAAAAAUAUUUAAAGUUUUAAAAAAAAAAAAAAACAACCC